Morus notabilis is the source of this 825-nucleotide messenger RNA. RefSeq names its product glycine-rich cell wall structural protein 1.8. The coding region runs from base 1 to 825 and encodes 274 amino acids. NCBI's taxonomy places the organism in Eukaryota, Viridiplantae, Streptophyta, Magnoliopsida, Rosales, Moraceae. The record is from RefSeq and is a predicted model, not a curated record. The transcript has 2 exons.
AUGAGCAACCCGGGACAUGCACCAACUUUGCGCCGAGAGGUCAUGCAAGUCGCCCUUAUCACCAGAAUAAGCAGCUCGCUCGCUUCAUCUAACCACGCGGUUUUGCUGCAAAGCGUGAUACCCCGCUCAAUCCUCUACACAGCUUUCUUUGCUCUUCAAGGAAUCAUGGCGAGGAUUAGUACUGUUUCGUGGACUCUCAUUUUCUUGGUUCUGCAGCUUUUUGGUUAUGCAACUGCAAGAGAAGGGAAGAUCUUGAGAGAUGACAUCAACGGCUUGAGUAAGAGGCUACGGAAUCGGCAUGAGACUAAUGAGGCUCGUUAUCGAGGGCUUACAGCUGGUAGUUAUGGAGGAGGAUCCAGCAGCGGCAGCAGCAGCUUUGGCAAUGGUGGAGGCCCUGGUUUUGGGCCAGGAGGAAAUGGUGGGGGUUUUGGAAAUGGAGGUGGUGUUGGCACCGGCGGUUCUGGUUAUGGGCCAGGUGGUGGCAACAUUGGUGGCGUGAUCGGAGGCGGAGGUGGUGGCGGUGGCGGUGGUGGUGGCGGGUAUGGCAGCAGUGGUGGGUAUGGCGGUGGCUUUGGAGGAGGGUAUGGUGGAGGAUACGGUAACGGUGGCAUUAAUGGCAUUGGCCCCAAAUCUCAUAGGGGCAACAGUGGAGGAACUGGCUCGCACACUAGUUCAAUCCCACACUUCACCAGCCGUCCUUCUGAAGCUUCCCGUAGUGAGGAAUAUGCCCAUGAUGGAUCAAUGAUGUCUCGGAGGGACACUCAUACUUCCCGCGAUGAGAUACACAAUCACGAUGGGUCGACGAUGAAAGCCCACAAAGACUAA